This is a messenger RNA of Echinostoma caproni, 1494 nucleotides long. NCBI's taxonomy places the organism in Eukaryota, Metazoa, Platyhelminthes, Trematoda, Plagiorchiida, Echinostomatidae. The record is from the annotation of a GenBank genome assembly.
AUGGAUUUUGAUCUCGAUGGUCUGUUUAAUGUUCACAAGCUGCAGCAAAGUAAAAAUAUUGAAGAUCAAAAGCGCCUGGUCGAUCUGGUCGGCGCUCUGAAUUCCUCCGAUGGUUGGCAACUUUGCGCCUCUGUGCUUACUGGCGAUAAUUCUAUGGUACCGAAUCUGAGCACUAUUCCAGAUGAGCAGAGGUCAGCAAUUGCUUUCUUGUGCUGCCGAGUGAUAGAAGAGUUUUUGAAAUCAGGAAUAAACGUUCAGCCGAGUGAGGCUCAGCUUUUUUCUACAUUUGUUUGGAAAUGGGUGCGGCAACUCACGGAAGCCAGAGAACCUCAAUACCAAAAGUAUAUAACUGUGAAAGCUAGCCAAAUCAUUUGUCUUGGUAUCGUUCGGUUCUAUCCGAAACACUGGCCCACAGCUUUUCAUGAGUUGUUAUCCCUUAUGGCGGAGCGACCUGGGAAAGAUGCAAAUGUGGGAUCUUGUGUCACGGCUUCCUUUACGAGCACCAUCGAUAUUUUUCUGGAUACUUUAAUUAAUCUGGACCCAUUCCUGGUCUCCAGAGACGUUCAGCUUACGACGGAGGAACUCCUUCGAGCAAAUGAAAUAAAAGAUUAUAUUCGCGAAACGUCGAUAACCGCCCUAAUAAACUCCUGCUAUCAUCUCAUUCAUUUGCUAUACGGUCCACAACUACCUCAUGCCAGUCAUCUGAAAAAGCUUUUGGUCACUGUCGGUUUGAUGGCUUCGUGGGUUGACUUGCAUCUCGUGGGGAGUGCAGAGUGGAUAGGCUUACUAGCCGAUCUGCUCCGUGCAUCAAUAAACGAAUACAGCGUUGGGGCGCCUGUUCGAUGUGGUGUCUAUAGCCACCUAAUGGGACUGGUGAACAAAGGCAUGCCGGCCGUGGACAAAAUCAAUUUAAUCAAUGGAAUAUGGGAUCAGCUUGGACAAUUACUUCUUGCCGAUCCACUCGUGGCACAGCUGUUUCAAUCUGAGUCAGCGGAAACUGUGAAUCCAGAUGACGGGGCAUUGUCAAGCUUGCAAACUUUUUCAGCUUUACUGGAGUCAUGUGGACAGCAGUUGAUUGAAGCCUAUAGAAGUCUUCAUUGUUUGUCAGCUGACGGCGAUGUCGUCAAUGGUGGAGGCGGAACACCGGAUGAAAUCAGCUCCUUACGUGCAUCAACGUUGCAGAGAAUAGAAGACAAAUUAAAUCUUGCCCUGCACCUAUUUGGUCACGAGGAUGAGCAAGUCAGCCAAACGGAGGAUUCGUUAGACUACCGCCACGAUCUUCGCACCUUGAUAACCAAUCUGAUCCAGUUGGAUGCCGGGUGUGUGCUAGAAGCAAUCAACCAGUUGAUCAAACAUGCGGCGCAGUGGUUAAACAGCUCGGCUAACGCCAAUCAAAAUUCUUUCGCUAUUGGAGUAGACGGUCUGAGUGAUAUCGAUGUCGCUCUCUCGUUAUUCUAUCUAUUCGGGGAAUCAUGCAAGGUGUUUAUUUAUUGA